Messenger RNA from Fusarium graminearum PH-1, 1200 nucleotides. RefSeq lists its product as uncharacterized. The transcript is spliced from 4 exons. Bases 1 to 1200 code for a protein of 399 amino acids. NCBI's taxonomy places the organism in Eukaryota, Fungi, Ascomycota, Sordariomycetes, Hypocreales, Nectriaceae. Gene Ontology annotation, biological process: protein deubiquitination; ubiquitin-dependent protein catabolic process. Gene Ontology annotation, molecular function: cysteine-type deubiquitinase activity. The record is from RefSeq and is a predicted model, not a curated record. Gene Ontology annotation, cellular component: cytoplasm.
AUGGAGCACGGGACACAAGCUGACGGCGGCAUCCAGACUGAUGAGAAUACGCCCAUCGCGCCUUCGCUGCGUCGUUCGAAUCGUCUAGCUUCUAAACCUCCUCAGCAAAUCAAGGCCAUAGUCGCUAUGAGCGAGCCGAGACGAAACCCCAAGCGCAAGGCCUGUGAGCCAGCGAAUGAGGUAAAUCAGCGUAUCAACUCAGACGAACUCCUGAAUGAGGCUCUGGCCCCGCUAUCUCAAGAGGAUAUCGAGGAGUGGGAAGGUUGGAUAGAGCUUGAGUCAGAACCAGCUUUCUUCACCAUCAUACUUCGAGACCUUGGUGUUCAGAAUGUGAAGGCGCAGGAAAUAUUCACCAUUGACCAAGACUCUCUUUCACACCUUCCGCAGCCAGUAUACGGCUUGAUCUUCCUCUUCCAGUAUCUUCCUGGAAUGGAGGAAACGAAUGAAGAACAAGAUGCAAGCGAUGUGUGGUUUGCAAACCAGGCGAAGUCCAGUGCAAACAAGAGACGUUCAGCACCGAAAGGAGGCAAAAGAGCACCUCCGCGGAAGAAGAAAACAGACUCUGACUAUGGCUUUCAUUUUAUCGCCUAUGUGCCUGCAGGAGGCUAUGUGUGGGAGUUGGAUGGGCUUCAGUAUAAGCCUUACAGGCUGGACCCAGUGCCUAGUUCAUCCAAAUGGACAUCAGUCGCAGCGCCUCAAAUUGAGGCCCGAAUGCUACAGUAUGAAGAAAGCCAGCUUUCGUUCAACCUUCUAGCACUCUGCCAAAGCCCCCUAGCAGCAUACUCCCGAACCAUUGCCCGCGCCGCAGCAUCUCUGCAAUUCGUAUGCACCAACACCAACCUCCCCGAGUUUGAAAUGCUUAUCCGUGGCGAGAAACUUCCUCUCGACGUUGACGAUGAGUCUCAGCUAUCCGAAUUCAACAUUACCAAAUCAGACAUUACCAAUGCACAAAUCCCCUACGCCAUACAAUAUAAGCUCAAGCGCCCUGGCUUCGAUACUCAGACUGCUUAUGAGCUAUACCAAGAACUUAUCAUAGACCUCAAGGCAGCCAUGGGCGAGUUUCACGCCGAGAUGACGGCCAUAUCGGACGAUGAGCAACGAGUCAAGGGGCGUAAGAAAGACUACGGACCUGCACUACACAAGUGGAUGACGAAACUUGCUCAAAAGGGGGUUUUGGAAGAAGUUAUCAAAACAACCUAA